Neogale vison (American mink) is the source of this 3033-nucleotide messenger RNA. Its product is annotated as transcription factor SPT20 homolog. Gene Ontology annotation, cellular component: SAGA complex. NCBI's taxonomy places the organism in Eukaryota, Metazoa, Chordata, Mammalia, Carnivora, Mustelidae. Gene Ontology annotation, biological process: regulation of transcription by RNA polymerase II. The transcript has 5 exons. Bases 1 to 3033 code for a protein of 1010 amino acids. Gene Ontology annotation, molecular function: transcription coregulator activity. The record is from RefSeq and is a predicted model, not a curated record.
AUGCAACAGGCCCUGGAAAGGGCUUUGGACCGUGCGGACUAUGUCAUCGCAGGCGCCCAGCAGAGGCCUCCAAAGAGGAGAGGCUCGUCGAGUGGGGAAGCAUCUCUCUACGAGAAGCUUUACGACAUCUACGUGGAAGAAUGUGGGAGAGAGCCUGAGGCUCCGGAGGAGCUAAGAAGCAACGUGAACUUGCUAGAGAAGCUCGUGAGGAGAGAGUCGUUGCCUUGUUUAGUGGUCAACCUGCACCGGGGAGAGGGGGGAUAUUCGCUGAUGCUCCAGGGGAAACACGGAGCGUAUUCGGAGACCGUCCGGCUGCCCUACGAAGAACGCGAAUUGCUCGAAUACCUGGAUGCUGAAGAACUACCUCCCGCUCUGCUGGACGUGCUGGAAAAAUCGGAGGUGAACCUCUUCCAGUGCGGGUGCGUCAUAGCGCAGGUGCGGGACUACAGGCAGUGCAGCGGUGGGGAACCUCCGGGCUACCAGAGCAGGCACAUUCUCCUGCGCCCCACCAUGCAGACGUUAGCCUGCGACGUGCAGUCCAUGACCAGCGAUGGCCAGGAAUGGACCCAGGAGGACAAACUGUCGCUUGAGAGCCAGCUGAUCUUGGCCACCGCUGAGCCCCUGUGUCUGGAUCCUUCUGUAGCAGUAGCCUGCACGGCGAACAGGCUGCUCUAUAACAAGCAAAAGAUGAACACUGGGCCGAUGAAAAGGAGCUUCAGGAGGUACUCUGCCUCCUCUCUGCAUCGGCAGCGGGAGCUGUCUGCUUGUCCCCCUCCUCCUGAGCUGACAGUAUGGGCCUCUUGCCGGAAACGCAGGGAGCGCCAAGACCGUCCGUGGUACGACCUCAAAAUUUCUAAGGCGGGGAGCUGCGUAGAUACGUGGAGGCGGAGACCCUGUGACUUGGCGGUGCCUUCGGAAGUGGAUGUGCAGAAAUAUGCCAGAGGGAAGAGGUCCGCCCAACGGGUCGUCUCACCUCCGGGAGUCUGGGCAGCCGGCGAGGUGAGGGACGGUGGUGCGUGUGGCCGCGAAGCCGGCCAGGAGCCUCAGAGCACGGAGCUGACCUUCCCGAAGUCGCCGCCGCUGAAUAAUCCACCCUCCUCUGGAGCGAGAAGGCCCUGGAAGGAAGACCGGUGGGAGGGACAGAUGUCUCCUCCGCACCCCUGCACAGAUGACUGUUCAGGCGGUGUCCCUCCAGAAUCAAAGACUGCUGCUGGCGGGGUGGUCACGGGGGCAGAGCUGGCCGUCCCGCAGAAGGCCAGCUGUACGGUCACCGGGUCGCACGGCUCAGGCGGCCUCAGUGGGCUUCCUCCCGGGAACGACCCAAAACAGCCUGACAUGGCAUCGGUUCGGUCUCCAGUCCAGGGGGAAGGCGUGGGACGGCCACCUCUGCGCAUCAGACUUCCCUGGAGCUCAGGAACGAGCCGGUCGGCGAACAGUUUUAUUCCAUGGGAGGGCAGCAGCUUUCGUAAAUCUCCAUGUCCUGCUCCCGCUCCUAAGCCACCAAGUCCCUCCCAGCAAUCGCCCGUGGACGUGAAUCGAGGGAGCCCGCUUCCCGCAGCCACCGUGUCCGCCGCCAGCGCCCCACAGAGGAGCCCGGCCAGCCGGGUCACGGCCAGCUCCGCGGGCCACAGCCUCCUCCAAGUGGCGGGCCCUGGUUGCGGAGCUCGGGCUUUGGAGAGGGGCUCCGGCCCGGGGCAGGGCCCUCAGGCUGGCGCCAAGGCUCCUGCGGGGAUCCAGCCCAGCAGCCUGCCCUCAGGCGCUCGGCCCCCCAGUGCGGUGCCCGCUGCAGCGCGGAGUCCUCCGGUCCGCGUCCAGUUUUUUUUAAAACACGCUUCCGGCCUCAGGCCAGUAACUCUCCUGGAGGUUCCCCAAGAGUCGCUCCUUUUGAACACAGCGCGGCCGCCAGAGCGGGGGCUCUAUCACUUGAUUUCCCAAGAACAACUUCAGCAAGCCUCCACUGGGGGUCCUCAGCGGCCUGGGCCCCAGGGUCCAAGUGCGAGAGGUGCAGCCAGUCUAGAAAGGGCCUCCUCUGCUCAGCAGGCUGUGGCGCUAAACCUGGCCGGAGAGGGGGAGCUGCCGCAGCCCCACGCGGCGGUGUCGGCGGUGUCGGCCCCGUUCGGCUCUGGGGAAAGCCAGAGAAGCCCCGAGCAGAGCGGUCCUCGUCCCGCGCACACACUGCGGCCGCCCCAGCCACAGGGACCACGGUUGAGAAUCUUGCAGGGCCCUGUGGCCAUGACGACAGUCAUCGCCCAGACAGCCAGGCCGCCUCUGGCCCCGCAGCCCGCAAGCCAGGCCAAAGGUUCGCGCGUGGUGUCACCCCCGCCGCGCUUUGCUCGUUCUUGCUCGGCUGAGCCUUACACGCUGGUGCGCGUGUACCUCACCGCGUGUGCCCGGUCUCCGUCCGUGGACAUCCCCCUUGCUGGCGAAGCCUGUCGGCCGUCAUCGUGUGACUCUUCCGCCUUUGACGAAGAGAUGAGCGGAGAGGCAGGUGACCGGCGGGUCCUUCUCGAUCAACCCCGCUGUACCGUCCCGGCCCCGCUCAGGGAAGAUUUCGGCCAACCUCAAGCCAAGGGCUGGAUUCCGGGCGUGCACUUCGGACCUCCUCGUGGUCCGACGGCACCUUCGCUACGGUUGGGCCAAGAAGGACUUAGCCGGGGGGAGCGCUACGCAGGGCUGCUGCAGUUGCCGGGAGGGGCUCAGGCCCAGGAGCAGCGGAGGGAGGCGCCAGCAUCUGCGCGAACUCAAGCAAAAGAAAGCGAGGGCGGCGGCGGCGAAUCAGCGGCCGGCGCGUGCGGCCGCGCGCCCCCCGUAUUCCCCGCGCCCUCCGUGCGCCGCGUACGUGCGGCGACCGGCUCCGCCCCUGUAGGCGGGGCCUGGGGAAGCCGCGGGCGGCCGGCCGCGGCCCGGGAGCUGCUGCUGCUGUUGCGGCGGCUGCACCCGCGGCGCCAAGGCCGAGGGGGAGGCCGGGGUGCGAGCUCGGCUGACGUGCGGGAUCCGUGUGGCUCGGCUGCAACGGCUCGUGCGGCUGCCUGA